This is a messenger RNA of Actinia tenebrosa (Australian red waratah sea anemone), 2222 nucleotides long. RefSeq names its product ubiA prenyltransferase domain-containing protein 1. Gene Ontology annotation, biological process: vitamin K biosynthetic process; menaquinone biosynthetic process. Gene Ontology annotation, molecular function: prenyltransferase activity. NCBI's taxonomy places the organism in Eukaryota, Metazoa, Cnidaria, Anthozoa, Actiniaria, Actiniidae. The record is from RefSeq and is a predicted model, not a curated record. Gene Ontology annotation, cellular component: endoplasmic reticulum; Golgi membrane.
AAUACGAAUCAUUACCAUUCAUUUUGUGCAUUACCAUUCAAAAAUGUGCAAUACUUAAGCACACCAUAGCCUUUUGCAACAAUUCAUUCAAUAUCGCCUCUUGUUUGCUUAUUUACACACAAGCGCGGAAAAAAAGUCUGCAGUCGUAAACUCGGCAUAAGAAUCGCUAGAAUCGACUAAUGCAGCAGCACAGUACAGACAGAUAAACAAGGCGUGACGAUGAUCCACCGGAGGGUUUUAUUUUUUAGUUGCGUGACAUCAUCUCAUGCGAAGAAAGGGGGCCUCUUAACAUACACUUACUUGCAAUAACGUUGUCAUACGAAAUUAGAACAGUGAUUUAGUGGGAUAGGAAUUAUAUUAAAAAACAAAAGAAGAUCAUUGAAGCUGAACUUUUUCUUUUGUCUUUUAAUGUAUUCCUUUCUCACUAAAUUACUAAUGUUCUAGUAUCGUAUGACAACGUUCUUGCAAGUAGGUGUAUCUAGUGUUGGCGACAACAUUUUAACACCAGAAAAAAUUGAUGUCUUUUUUGUGCUGUAAAAUAACAACUACAAGUGGUUUAAAACUACUCGUUGGUUGUGUGGUGACAUGCAAUAAAUAAUGCAGUUGUACCAUUAAAAUGGGAUCGUCAAUCUUCAGUCAUGUAGCAGACAGGUCAAAUAUGCUAAAUACUAUACUGCAUGCGUGUUGGUGGUCACUCAACCGGUAACAGGUUUAUACUCGUCGUCAAUCCAAUAGAGCUGCAYGUUUUCGUUGUCAUUCUGAUCGAUUUAAUCACCAUCAACAGUCCUCUUAYACCAAACAAUAUGGCAGACAACAAGAGAUAUCUAUCAGUAUUUGAAGUUCGUGUCAGAUCAUUGAAUCCAUGGACUUUACCAUCGUGUGUUCUUCCUGUAAUGCUUGGCACACUCCUUGCUUGGAAGUCAAGCAACAAGUUCGAUCCAUUCAUCUUAGUGCUGUGUGGUUUAGUGAUCAUCGGUACUCACGCAGCGGGAAACUUUGUUAGUUCUUACUACGAAGCAAGAACCAGACGUUUUUACUCAUCUGCCAUUGAGCGUUAUUUAAYAAUACAAGAAUCAGCUCGUUGUGCUGUUGUUUCUUAUUGUAUUGUCAUCCCUACAUUUGCGUUUCUUCUGGUAUUCUCUGGAGCAAAUCUYUGGCAGGAGUUGAUUCUUUUUGUAGUCGGUUUUCUGAGCUCUGUUUUGUUUGGCAACUACUUGAAGAACCUGGCUUUAGGGGAGCUAGCAGUGAGCGCCGUCUAUGGGCCUUUGUGUGUCAUGUUUGCUUACGCUGUUCAGGUUGGACCAACCAGGGAGCUCUCUAUACAACUACUGGCACUUUAUUCUCUACCUCUGGCACUAAAUACUGAAUGUCUACUCCACAGCCAGAACAUUCGCUCAAUCAAAUCUGACAAAGAAAGAGGCGCUGGUACACUAGCCGUAUUGCUAGGCAACCAYAUUGCAAUGACGGUGUUUCCACUUCUUCUUCUAAGUCCUCACAUAGUGACAUCAAUCCUUGGUAUUUACGUAUCCAAGUACUUCUUCUUUCCACUUCUAUGUCUGCCACUUGCAAUGUUAGCCAUUCCGUCCUACGACCAAGAAGUGUUGGUCCUACCUCAAAAGACGUCUAUUGUAGGCAUAGUGUUUGGCGUACUUUACUUACUAAGUUUUUUAUAUAACGGUAAUAAUCUAGUUGUUUAAUAGUUUUUAGUUAAUUGGGAAUAAGCUUUACAUGAGUUCACACGAUGAGGAUUCAGGUCUUCUCUGCUGGCAGCCAUUUUGUGAUUUUUGACUCUUGUGUUAUUUUUCGCAAACAAAGUUGUCAUAAAUAAAUAAUAAUAAAUAAUAAAAGAUAAUAAUCAUAUAUAAACAAAUCUAAUUCUCAGGGCAUGUGCAAUCCAUUCGCUUUGAAGCGCUGACUAGAGAUAACGCAGGCCCACAGACCAAUCUUACACUGGUCUCAUACGCUAGUAUGUCAACGCAUGCGUGAAGUGUUUUAGGUAGAAUAAUCAUAUAUCAUUUAAUAAACUUAAAAUAGAAGAUAUUUURAAAUGUAACUUAAAUAAAACAGUGKUUAUACGGUUUCCCCCACCCGGAUCCCGACGACCAUUUUCCGGCGUCGUUUCRCGGGCCCUAUUUAUAAUUUUUAGUUUUGAAAGAAUACUUUGAAUAACAAUUAUCGUCAUUAUAGCUAACUAAACGAAUAAACUUACAAGUUGCUACCAA